AAUCCAAAGGGUUGGACCGAAGAGCGAAUCUGACAACAAUGAGCACGCCGAGUGCCGGAGCAGAUACAGUGAACCCUAAUCAUCCACGCUGUAGUAUCCUCCUGGUGUACACAAAUGGGUGAAAUAGAAAUGCAUCGCCCCUAAAAUCCUUGUUCAUUCUCACAGUCCUUACACAACUAAUAUGCAUUAGAAGAAAGAUUCAAUCCUUUUAUAGAUAUGUGAAAGAAAAUCUGUGGGUGUUCCCGCCAAACCAUCUAUAUAUGCCUCGUACUUUAGCCGGAAAACCACUCACCAGUUACCAUACCAUACCAUGGCCAGCCUCAAAACCCUUGCUAUCGUACUGUUCAUAUUUUCCACUUCUCUGAUAUUCCGGCCAUCCAUUGCCGGAACGAUAGGCGGAUUGCGGCUAAAGGUUACGCAUCGCGACUCCCCUGACUCCCCCUUUUACGAGCCAAAUGCCACUGACUAUGACAGGGCAAGGCUCGCCUUCGACCGCUCGCAGUCUCGCGCCUGCUAUCUCAAGCGGGCUCUCGAAGGAAAAUCUCUGGUCACCGGAUACUCGCCCUCGAGUAUCAAAUCUUCUCCUUUGAAUGUUGAUGGUGAGUACAUUGUAACAGUCCUGAUCGGGACCGAUCAGCAGGAAGUUCCACUAGUCAUGGACACUGGGAGUGACCUCACAUGGACCCAGUGCGACCCGUGCAAGAUCUGCUUCAAGCAGCCGGUUCCACUUUUCAGACCUGCCGGUUCGGGGACCUACGAGCAGCGUGACUGCACCGAUCCCCUGUGCAAAGAUGUAAAUCCGGGCUGCUCAGGGAAGUGCACAUACCAACAAACUUACCUGGACGGAUCAAAAUCGAGCGGGAACUACGCCACCGAAGUGUUCUUCUUCAAAUCAGCUGAAUUUGGGCUUGUCAAUGCUAGACCAGUAGCGUUUGGAUGUGGUGACAACAAUGUCGGUAUGUUCGACGGUCAUGCGGCAGGGGUACUGGGUCUAGGGGGAAAUCCGCCCUCCAUUGUCAGCCAAUUUGGCGACACACUCGGCCACGUAUUCGCGUACUGUGUCCUUUCAUCACUCGAGCCGGGAUUGCUAGUCCUUGGCCCUAGCUUCCACAGGCCUCAAGAGGGGCUCCAAAAGACUCCACUCCACUCAUCCACGCCUUAUAUCCUCGAGCUCAUGGACAUCAGUGUCGGGGGAGUGUCCAUUGGCGUUCCCCCGGGAACAUUCGAUCCAACGAAAACAGAUCAGGCUUUCGUCAUCGACUCCGGCAUCUGGUACUCCUACUUGCCCCAAGAUGUCUACAACAAGGCCGUUGCUGCUGUGAAAAACGCAGUCCAUUUUCCGGAGCUCGGCCUCCCGUUCGGGCCAUUCGGCCUCUGUUACAAUGUGACCACUCCAAGUGACAUUCUUCGCUUUCCGGAGUUCACUUACCACUUCUCCGGCGACGCCAACUGGAGGGUGGGCCCUCAGAAUAUGUAUAUAGGGGAGGAAAACAAUGUGGUUUGCCUUGCUGUGGCUCCUGACCAGAAAUUAGGUGCUCUUGGCAUAAGGGCACAACGUGAUACAUAUGUGGAGUACAGCACAUUGAGAGGAGUCCUUAAUUUUGGUCCGGCAAAUUGUGCAGAAUUGUAAGUUUUUUUUUGUUUUUGUUUUAGUAAAUAAG
This is a messenger RNA of Amborella trichopoda, 1661 nucleotides long. RefSeq names its product aspartic proteinase nepenthesin-2. The record is from RefSeq and is a predicted model, not a curated record. Gene Ontology annotation, cellular component: extracellular region. Lineage: Eukaryota; Viridiplantae; Streptophyta; Magnoliopsida; Amborellales; Amborellaceae.